Molecule: messenger RNA, 1140 nt
Organism: Culex quinquefasciatus (southern house mosquito)
Lineage: Eukaryota; Metazoa; Arthropoda; Insecta; Diptera; Culicidae
Product: carbonic anhydrase 1
Exons: 3
Coding region: 23-898 (291 amino acids)
Molecular function (GO): carbonate dehydratase activity; zinc ion binding
Source: RefSeq, a predicted model, not a curated record
UUCGUUGGUAAUUCUGCUAGAGAUGGCAACUAGUCUUAUAAAUGAUCUUUUCGAAACCCCAACGAUCAAGGGCAAAGAUAUCUCUCCUCAGCUUCCACCAUCUCUCCCAGCUGCCGUUUAUGAUUACGCUUAUGGCGAGAGCAUUCAAGAAUGGGGUGACAUCAGUCCGUUUUGUAACGGCAAACUGCAGAGUCCUAUCGCGUUGUACACGAAGUCCUCGAUGCCGGUUGCCAACGUUCCGCCACUGUUUCUGUCGGGGUCUCGGCAAAAUCCUAAGAAAGUAACCGUGCAAAACACUGGGAAGACAGUGAUGUACGAAUUCGAGUUCCUGAGGCCAAUCAUCGCACGUGGAGCUGCCCUGGAUGGUGAGUUCCAGUUCAAUCACAUACACUUCCACUGGGGUUCCACCUCAGAUAAAGGGGCCGAGCAUGAAGUCAACGGUCAGCGAUUUCCGCUGGAAAUGCAUCUGGUGUUCUUCAACAAGAUCUACGGCACAAUCGAAAAGGCCAUGCCCUCGCCAAAUGGGUUGGCCGUUAUCGGAGUGCUCUUCCAGAUAGAUGAACGGUCAAACGUAACCUACCCAUGGUUGACACCGAUGGCCAACGUUCGGCUGGCCGGAACAACCUACAAGCUGCCGAACCCAACAGCGUUCAACGUGGAUGCCCUGAUUGGAAGCACCAGGACGCACUAUUUCUCGUACAAAGGGAGUCUAACGAAUCCACCGUGCUACGAAACCGUCACGUGGAUGGUGAUGCGAAAACGACUUCCAGUGCGGGAAGAUCAAUUGGCCACAUUUCGGGCGCUGUUGCAGUCGUAUGGCCAGCCCCUCGUGAACAAUCACCGACCGCUGCGAGAUCUCAACGGGCGACGCGUUUUGCUGUAUCGUGGAACUGUGUAGUUUGAGGUUUUGUUACAUUUUCAACACCUAAAAUCAUACAAUCUUGAACGCCUAAAAUCUGAGUUUGUCAGUAACAGGGCUACUAAAUAGACAGAUCGACAAAAGGCGUGGCUUCCAGAGAUAACUUUUCCAAUGUUUUAUGCCCUUUAAUUUAGGAUUUAUAAUUAUUGAAGAGUCCAUCUUCUAAACAUGGCUAUACCCAAAUAUGGUAGACUACCAGCCCAAUUAUUUCAGCACCCAGC